AUGGUGAGAUUCCCCUAUCGUUCGAGAAGCUUGCAAAACUUCCACGGGUGGCCAGAUGCACUUCUGGCAUUAUCUCAAAGUACCGCAAUGAUGAAGUCAUCAAAUGGCCUUACGGUGGCCCCAACGAGGAUCGGAAUCACGAAAUCGAAUGUCGGAUAUACAAACACCUCGGCCAGCAUCCUCAAAUUUCAGAACGUUCUUCAAGCAGACAUUAGGUCUCAAAAUCUAUUAGACAUGAAUGAUGACCUGAAAUUCACCGAUUUUGCGGGAUCGUCAAUUGAUGGCGAGGAUGCAUAUGUCAGUGCAAGUGCUCGUGCUCAUGGAAGAUCUUUAUGCAGCUGGCAAUUCCCUGAUACUCGACAUUUGAUACUCGGACCAGUGAUUAAGAAAUGCUGGAAAAUGCAGUAUGAAGAUGUGGCGGAGGUUUUGGAUGAUCUUCGAUAUCUAAAGGAGCGUCCCUCAUAA
Messenger RNA from Talaromyces stipitatus ATCC 10500, 465 nucleotides. RefSeq lists its product as uncharacterized. Bases 1 to 465 code for a protein of 154 amino acids. The record is from RefSeq and is a predicted model, not a curated record. The transcript is spliced from 3 exons. Lineage: Eukaryota; Fungi; Ascomycota; Eurotiomycetes; Eurotiales; Trichocomaceae.